AGUGAGAAAGAUGUAUCUGGAAAAAUAUAAGGAGCAUCCCUGAAAUGAAGAAGAAACAGCAUAACAAUGACUUUCAGACGCUUGAAUGGACCUCUUCAGAAAAAUACUGAUCUCCUCAUAUUUUGGAUUCUGGCUAUAUUAUCAUGAAUGACACGUUGACCUUAGAUGUCAUUGGUCGACGAGUUGAAGUUAAUGGAGAACAUGCAACAGUGCGUUUUUCUGGUGUUGUCCCUCCUGUGGCAGGACUCUGGCUAGGAGUGGAAUGGGACAAUCCCGCGAGAGGAAAGCAUGAUGGAAGCCAUGAAGGGAUUGUGUAUUUUAAAUGCAGGCACCCAACAGGAGGAUCCUUUGUUCGUCCAAACAAAGUAAAUUUUGGAGUAGACUUUCUCACUGCAGUGAAUAAUCGCUACGUGUUAGAAGAUGGACCAGAGGAAGAUGGAAAAGAGCAACCUGUUACAAUUGGAAAUAAACCUGUGGAAACUAUUGGUUUUGACUCUGUCAUAAAACAGCAAAGUCAGCUGAGCAAGCUGCAGGAAGUUUCUCUGAGGAACUGCGUGGUGAGUUGUGCUGGCGACAAAGGAGCAGUUGCCAAAGCGUGUCCUAAUAUCAGAAGGGUAGAUUUGUCAAGAAACCUGCUGUCCUCAUGGGAUGAAGUCCUAACUAUUGCUGAUCAGCUCAAACACCUGGAAGUUCUCAAUCUCAGUGAGAACAAACUACACUUUCCCUCGGGUUCACCAUCUCUAGCUGGAACAUUUCCUGCACUGAAGGUUUUGGUUCUUAACCGAACAGGAAUAACGUGGGCUGAGGUGCUGCGGUGCGCCCCCGGGUGGCCGGUCCUGGAGGAGCUGUACCUCAAGUCUAACGACAUCUCCAUUUCAGAAAGGCCGGCGGAUGUUCUACAGACGGUCAAGUUGUUAGACCUUUCCUCUAAUCCAUUAAUUGAUGAAAAUCAGCUGUUUCUCAUAGCGUAUCUCCCCAGAUUAGAACAACUAAUCCUUUCUGACGUCGGAAUUUCUUCUAUACAUUUUCCGGAUGCAGGAACUGGGUGCAAAACAUCAAUGUUUCCUUCCUUGCAAUACCUUGUAGUAAAUGACAAUCAGAUCUCACAAUGGUCAUUUAUCAAUGAGCUGGAUAAGUUACAGAGUCUGCGUGCUCUGUCCUGCGUAAGAAACCCCCUGACGGAAGGAGGCAGCGGACCACAGACCACACGCCAGUUCAUCAUCGCCAAAAUCGGUCAGCUGAAGACCCUGAACAAAUGUGAGAUUCUACCAGAGGAAAGGCGUGGGGCUGAGCUUGAUUACCGAAAAGCAUUUGGAAAUGAAUGGAAAAAGGCUGGCGGACAUCAGGAUCCAGCCAAAAACAGGCCAAGUGAAGAAUUUCUUGCAGCCCAUCCCAGAUACCAGUCGCUCUGCCUGAAAUAUGGUGCACCUGAAGACGGGGAACUCAAAACACGACAGCCGUUUUUGCUCAAAAACCAGCUACUAACACUGAAGAUAAAAUAUCCUAAUCAGGUUGAUCAGAAAGUCACAGAAAAACAACUGCCAGACUCCAUGACCAUUCAGAAGGUGAAGGGACUGCUGUCACGUCUUCUCAAAGUUCCUGUGUCAGAACUUCUGCUGUCCUACGAAAGUCCCAAAGUAAGUUGCCCAGCGAAACACAGAGUCAAGCUUAGGUCCCCGCCCCCCCCCCCCCGUAAGACGCGUCAUUCAGCUGGGGCUCUUUGUGACUCGGCUGGAUUCUCGGUGAAAAACAGACAUCUUUGAUGUAUUAACCCUUUGUUCUGUUUUUAGAUGCCUGGCAGAGAGAUUGAGCUAGAAAAUGACCAGCAGUCAUUACAGUUCUAUUCUGUGGAAAACGGAGACUACCUGUUAGUGCGAUGGUAACAGCCAACUAAUCAAGUUCAGAGACUCCACUGUUUUAUCAUGACUGGGGUUCACUGGAAAGGAAUGAUUCUCUGGAACAAUUCUGUCAGAAGAAGAGGUUUUACAACUUGCCCUAAGUAGAGAAAAAGUGGUAUUUUUCAUUGGGAAGAGACCAUUUCUAGGCAUAUAUAUAACAGUAGGUGCAAAGCCUUGGUUACUGCUAAUGACUUUCUGAUUUCAUUUCAUAUUUAUAGUUCAUGGCUACUUUAAAUAUUAAAUAGAACCUAGCUAGUCUAAUGAAAUCUGAACACAGUUAAGGUCCAGCAUAAGACCAGUUUUAAUGGAAUUCCACUGUUACUACUAGUUUAAAAGGUUACCAAAAGGACUUGGAAGGUCAUUUUGGAAAAUGUCCCUUGAACUCAGGGAGGCACCUCUUCUGUGUGUAACGCAUAUGCUAUGAUCUCUCUUCUCUGCUGCACUAUUUUUAGAGUACUUGCAAAAAUGAAUCCCAUGCUUUUUCCUGCAGCUGCACCUACACUGGGCAUAUAUUCUUCUACAGAUGACGACCAGCUCCGAUGGGAAUUCACGUGUAGUAGGGAACCAUCGGGCAAUGACAGGAGGAAAGCAAAACUCAUUUGAAGUGUCAACUGUUUAAGCAGUAUCCUUCCCUAUGUCACUAAAACCCUGAGAGGUAUUUGACUUAUAUCCACAUUUUAGUUUUUUUUUUUUUUUUCAAUAGUACCAGACUGCGACCUUCAGGAUUUGUGUUAAAUGGCAAAAGAAAACUUGAAUUAGCCCACUUAAUAAGUGAACUUGAAAACCAAAGUCCUGAACCGAGUGGAUUGGUUCCUUUUCAAGUUGCCCACUUCAGACAUUUCCAGAAACCCCAAGCUUUGGUAUCAGUGACCACACAGCAUUCUGUGAGUUCUUUUUGGCCCUUAAUUAUCCUCAUUAGGCUUUAUGGAACUAUUCUGUAUUCCAGGUUGAAAUUCACGUUCUCUGUCAUUACUCAAGAUUUCUGAACUAGGCCAAAUUUUCACCAAAAGUGAUAGUAAUGAAUUAUAAACUAGAAAUGAUACAUCAGCUUUUAGAAACUUUUUUGUUUUAUAAAACAAUUUGGUAUUUCUCAAAUGUUCUUCCAAUACAGAAAUAAAAUUUUUCUUAUGCUACA
Messenger RNA from Leopardus geoffroyi (Geoffroy's cat), 3033 nucleotides. RefSeq names its product tubulin folding cofactor E (gene TBCE). The transcript is spliced from 16 exons. The record is from RefSeq and is a predicted model, not a curated record. Lineage: Eukaryota; Metazoa; Chordata; Mammalia; Carnivora; Felidae. Gene Ontology annotation, molecular function: alpha-tubulin binding. The coding region runs from base 144 to 1763 and encodes 539 amino acids. Gene Ontology annotation, cellular component: cytoplasm. Gene Ontology annotation, biological process: protein folding.